This is a messenger RNA of Osmerus eperlanus (European smelt), 2304 nucleotides long. RefSeq lists its product as uncharacterized. Bases 14 to 1327 code for a protein of 437 amino acids. Gene Ontology annotation, molecular function: protein binding. NCBI's taxonomy places the organism in Eukaryota, Metazoa, Chordata, Actinopteri, Osmeriformes, Osmeridae. The record is from RefSeq and is a predicted model, not a curated record. The transcript is spliced from 5 exons.
CUUGUUGCCAGCCAUGUCGCUGCAACCUUCUCACCUUCAGGCUGGGCUCCACGAAGGAAGCAAAGAUGAAGAGGAGGAACAGAAAGAUGAGGGACAGGUAGAUCGUCCCUCCAUCUCACUUCUCUCCCUGUGCCCGUCCUGCAGACGUGACUAUGAUGUCGCCCUCCUCCUGCCCUGCUCCCACACCCUGUGUGGCCGCUGUUUAGGGGGGGAGGAGGAGGCAGGGGGGGGCCAGUCUCCUAGCGGUGCCCCUGGAGCUGGCUGUUUGGUCGGCCCGCGUGUGUGCGCUGUGCUGUGCCCAUGUUGCCGCUACCCUGUGGAGCUGCCGUGUUGGGACUGGGCAUCUGCUCUGUGUUGUCUGCCCCAUGACCCCACCCUGAGCCCUGGAUGGAGAACCAAGGAAAGGGGCACAGGAAAGGCCCCGCUACAGGAAGACAAGUCACUGGAUGCGUUCUGCCUGGAGACAGGUUCCUCCCCUUCACCACUAGAUGGUACUAUAGACUUACAAGAAGAGGACAUGGAGCAAUCUGUUGCAGGUCUCUCAUUCAUCCUGGACCCCUCUACGCUUCACUCCUCCCUCCGUCUGUCCAACUCCUCCCUCACUGUCACCUUCCAGGGAUCAAGCCCCCCGCUGCUGCCCUCCCAUCGCCCAGGCAACGGGGUUGGGGGGUCGCAGAUGGAGCCGAUCCUCCCGCAGGUUUGUGGCGACGUGAUCAUCUCUAGAGGGCAGUUCUACUGGGAGGUGGACGUGUGUAACAGCGCCCUCUAUGGGAUCGGAGUGCAGUCCUUGGACAGCUCUCGCAGUUGGUGGAUGGAGAGGCGGGGUAUGUCCUUCUCCGCUGUGUACGACGGAUGUCAGGAGCCUGUUCGUGCCGUGCCCCCCCAGAUCAAAACCCUGGGCAUAUUCCUCAACAUGGGUGGGGGCGUCCUUAGCUUCCACAACCCCCUGACCCAGGAGCACUUAGCCACCCUGCCCACCCGCUUUGGCCCCACCGGAGUGACUCCUGCUCUGGGAUUGGGACAGGGCAGACUGAGGCUUCGGUGCGGCCUACCCCCACCACCUCAUAUCUUCCUCAGCCGGCACUCUGCCUACCGGGGCCCCUCUGGGGCCGGCGAUGGACGCUGGCGUAGAGAAGUGGAUUUCCAGUCGGUGAGGACCGUCAUCCAGAAGUUUGAGGAGCUGGCAGUGUCGGAUUCGGACUCUGGUCUGGUGUCGAGUUUUGGGUCUUCUUGUUCAACGCUGGCCUCCCUUCCAGAGCCUGGAGGACCAGGGACUGGCUUGAGUCUAAGCCCAGGAUCAGCUCUCAUCUCUAGGAAGGGAAGGUAACAGGAAGCAAGGGCAGAAGAAACUCUGGAUCAUGUGAGCCUCUGAAGCAGUUUUGAAUUUAGCUUUUAGUGGGAUUCUUCCCUGUCUCUUUCUUUCGCUUACACACACACACACACACACACACACACACACACACACACACAGACAACCCCACGCUCACACACACACACACAGACAACCCCAUGUUCACACACACACACAACCCCACGCUCACACACACACACGCACACACACACAACCCCACGCUCACACAAUCCCCUGGAAAUGGGGUUUGAUAUGUGGAUGACCGUUUGAAAGGCUAAUUUCUCAUCUCUAGAGACUCCCUGUGGCCCUGGCCCUUGUCAUUAACCCUCUCCCCAGGACACUGGUCUUUCUCUCAGACCCAGAAGUCAGGGGGCGUGGCCAGCACCAUCCCUGAGGGACGUUAGCAGGAGGUGGAGUCUCUCUCAGGAGUCUCUCUCAUGGGGGUCAGGCCCAUAGGAGGUGAUGGUAAGACAGUAGGGGUCUUUCUGUUUGAUUGAGAGUAUGGGGGAAAGGGUGGCUGGAAGAUGUGGUGGUCUACCACUAGAACACUGCCGGUGUUGGCUGAGGGCAGCAGGGAACAGUUGCUGCGUACGUUUAUCCCACAGGGGUUCUGAAUCCAUCCAGCCUGUCCCCCUAGUCCACACAACCCCGAAAGAGUACAAUUGAAACAGAGAAUGAGAAAGGAAGAAAGGAAGGAAGGAAGGAAGGACAAGUCUACAUGCAUAGGGUACACACUGCAGGUGGAGAACUGGUUGAGGAAAAGAACGAGUUUUGAGCAUUGUGUGCAUUGGCCAUGGCCAUGUUGAAUUGUAACAUUUCUGAUCAUUUGAACUCAUUGCAAAUUCUAAAUCGUUUUAUCAUAUCUGCUCAUGUCUGUUUUUUCCUUCUCUGCUUUUGGAAGGGGCCCUAAACUCAUUUGGUCAGACCACCCAGGUUGCACACAUCAGCUGUAA